This is a messenger RNA of Micropterus salmoides (largemouth bass), 2393 nucleotides long. Its product is annotated as cardiomyopathy-associated protein 5. NCBI's taxonomy places the organism in Eukaryota, Metazoa, Chordata, Actinopteri, Centrarchiformes, Centrarchidae. The transcript is spliced from 3 exons. The record is from RefSeq and is a predicted model, not a curated record. Bases 987 to 2393 code for a protein of 468 amino acids.
AGUCCUUGAAGAAGAAAGCUUGUGUUUAAUACUGCUACAUUUUUAGCCUAUUGGGUAAGUUUAAGAUUUACAGAAUGUAUGCCAGACUAAUUUACACAUGAUGGCAACGUUUGCCCAGAAACAACCUGUUCACUAUGAGCAAAACCCUCCCCAACUCCUCCAGUCUUUCACUUCCCACGUAGUAUCCCUGUCACACUACGAGACAGACAUUAACAGGUGCGAGGUUGACAUUUUCAUAAAAGGAUCAAGGGGCAAGAAAAGCUCAUUUUGUUUUAGAAGUAGCCCAUAAAUAUGUUAUUAUCCAUUCCUUGUAAAUAAAAGGUGUUUGUACAUAAAAAGUGUAUAUAGUGUGCACAUAACUCUUAUUCUUGUCUUUCUAUUUCUUUUAUAUUUUUUAUUAUUCUACUCUAUUUUAAAUGAAUGUAUAUUUUCUAAUCUGUUCUAUCUUGUGCUGUUGUAAGUGAAUUUACCCAGAGUGGGAUCAUAAAUCUUAUCUUAUCACAGUCUUAAAGCUUAAUACAGGAUUUGUUUGAUCCAUUAUCAGCUGUUUACAAAUAAAAACCCCUUCAACAUACUUAUAAGCCUAUGACAGACUUACAGACUCAUGACACUGGAUAUAGGCUACUAGCAAAACAUUAUUUUUAGACCUAGCAAAAAAAACAUAAAGCAAAGGGAUUUACUUCAUGCUGCUGCAUUUCUUACAGUUUAAAUGUCCACAGGCUACAACUAAUUAGCCUAAACUAUUAUAAUAAUAAUAAUUAUUGUAUAUGCCAAAUGCAAGGGUUCAGCCCGUGUGAACAGAUGACAAAACAACCUCCUUACAUGUUGCAAAUGCUUCACAUGAAACACAGGAAGACCAGUUUUCUAUUUCAAGAUUACGCUGAGCUUGAGAACUCUACUCAAGGAACGCUCGCUUGAACUUGCUCAACAGAGCAGCGCUGAGUUGUGGUGAGAGGCCGAAGCAAAUUUAUCAAGAUAUUACAACAAUGGAUCCAGAAGAUUUGGCACGGUCAGAUGUGGACACUGAGAUGACAGUGUUGACACCUGAAGAUAUCAGUGAAGAAAACCCAGAAGACAGUGAUGAUGUGGAGAACCUUCGAAACAGUUUACGUGAGGCUGUCCACGAUGACAACGUCCGGCCUAAGAUGCAGUGCCUCAUGAUGGACUCUUCCUUCUCCAUGGUAACUAUGCAAGGCGAGGACAGCGGGAUCGCAUGGGAGACGACCCCUAGUCGCUGCACCACGCCAUGGGCAGCCGAAGCUGGAAACGCUGUGGAUCUUAGCUCUCUGGUUGCAGGACGGCCUGCGACACCUGGGUCUGUUCCUGCAGGAAAGAUCAUCUUUGUCAUGGAUGAGGAGCUGAUUUCAAGACGGAAGAAAACUAAAGAGAGGGUAAGCAGUCAGAAGAGCAGAGCAGACAGACAACGAGAAGUUCUUGUAGGAAGUUCUGAAAACAUCUCAGGAAGGCCGGAGUUAGUAGGAUUCUCACAGCCGAAUGUGAAAACCGAAGGAGAAGGAGACGAAGAGGAAGCAAAUGAUCCUCUGGAAGAUAAAGAGCAACAGCUUUUCAGAUUAGUGUCUGAAGGCUCUGAAAUCCUCAACAUUGUUGUUCCUCCAAAACUGGCUACUGUGGAUGAAGAGGAGAGCAAAGAAAUGGUGGACAACCUUUCUUAUCUGGAGGACAGCCUUGUUCCUAAAGCCUCUGAAGACUCUCAUGAUUACGAGCUGGUUACAGGAGCAGUAGGAGGUUAUCAGGUCAAGUCCUCACCUGCAACAGGUCCAAAUGUAAUGGAUCCACCAGGGGCUCCAGUGGCCAGACCUCCAGGCAGAGGAGCCCGUGCCAAUGCGGACUACUUUGAGGCGUUCACCAUGAUUGAUGGCCAGGCUCCAGGAAGUCCUGCUGUGAUCGCACAGGGACAGGUGGAACAAGAGGUCGUCACUGGGAGCCAAGACACAGAGAGUUAUGUGCACUCUAAAGACGACACCACCACCACAACAACAACAGUAGCAGCAGCAUCAACAACCUUCGUGGAUAAUGAAUCAGACACAAUCAGUCUUGAGGAAAUCACCAGUGAGCUCCUAGAUGAAGUCUUCUACGGUGGUACAGACAACUACAUGAAAAGUCUAGACAGAGAGGACGGAGUGGCUGAAGGUGCGCCCUCUAGGCUGCCUUCAAAAACGAGUGGUUCGACUUUGUUUGGAAGCCAAGAGGACAUCCUGACUCCAAUCUUUCUACCAGAAGGACCUGCCAAAAUUAUAGACCCCAUUUUGCUGGAGGAGCCCAAAGCCAUGGCUUUCCUUUACACGGACCUGUAUGAGGAAUCAAUCGGCAGUCGGAAAAAAGAAGAGGACACAGAAAGUAUGACCUCUGAGAAGUCCUUCCACAGCAGAUGA